GCGCCGCCUCGCUCCCGAUGCUCUCGUUUUCCCAACAUCCAGAAGAUCGAUGCUUCGAAUUCAGUCCCUGGAUGAUGACUGUACGUUGGAGGAGGAAGAUGAGGGGCUAAACGAGGAGGAAGAUGAAAUCGAUCAGUUCAACGACGACACCUUCGGGGCGGGGGCCAUCGACGACGACUGGCAGGAGGAACACAAACGCCUCGCUGAGCUCGACGAGCGCGAUGGGUUGGGGGCGGGGUUUGUGUUGGGAGGAGGUGGGAUGGGAGGAGAGUUGGAUUUAGGAGGAGCGAAGCGCUCGUCCUCCGUGCACCUCCCUUCCUCUUCAGGCCAACCCCCUCUCCAGUCUUCCCUCCUGUCCUUAGGUUUGUCCUCGUCGUCUUCUGGACCGCCACACAGACCAGAUGCAGAGGACCGAGCAGGAGAAGGUGGCUUGGCCGAGUCUCUGGCCAGACUCAUCCUGGAGGCGGACCCGGCCAUCGCAGGGGUUGGAGCCGCCGAGAGGCCCGGUUCGUCUCCCGGCUCCACAGGGUCCGGUACAUCCUCUCUGCACAGGCUGGACCAACCCCGAGUCCUGCCGCAGUCCUCCAUCCCUCAGCAGCACCAGCUGCCUCCUGGACCCCACACCUCAGGCCUUCCUGCCUCCUCCAUGCUCAGCUACCAGCAGCAGCAGCACCUGCUGCGCAGGAGCUCCGCCCCCAUCGCUCAGAUGAACUCUCACAGUAUCUGGGAGAACAGUAUGUGUUUUGGACCGGUCAGCGUCUCUCCUGGACUCUCCACACACAUGGAGGACAGUCCACUGAUGUCCAUCAUCAAAGAGGUGGGUCUUCCUAAACGAGCCCCUCAGGGGAGGAGCGACGAAGGACGGGAUCUGUCUGAGAGGGUUCCACCGCCGCGCUCCUCCUCCCCUGUGAUUGGCUCGCCUCCGGUGAGGGCGGUGCCUAUCGGGACUCCACCCAAGCAGCCAAUGAGCCACGCCCUGAACCAUCAGAUCCACCACCCCACAGCGGUUCAUGUCCGAGCCCCAGCCCAGCACAGGUACCCCACCCCCUUCCCUGAGCGCCUGUCACCCAACGCCCUCCUGAACAUAGCUAACUCUCCGCUGUGUCGCGGCCCGUUUCCCCCCAGAGUCGGUCCAGUUCUGUCCCAGAUCCAGAGAGCCCAGCUGCUCAACUCCCAGGUGGGGGGUUUUCCUCGCGGUGGCCCCGGCCCCCCUUUGUUACCUGGUGGAGGCUUCAGGCCAUUCUUCAGUGGCCCCCCUCCUCCGCACGGCCACAGGAUGGGCCCGCCUCCUCUUCACGGACCCCUCAGUCAUGCGCCGCCGGUCCGGCACAACACCACGCACCUCCACCCGCAGCACCGCCGAAUGCUCACCCAGCGCCUGCAGAGCCGAGGAGGGGACCGUGUCAGGACGGGACUGGACCGGGGCAGCAGGGACCCCUACAGUAACCUGAUGUCUCAGAAGGAGAAGGAGUGGGUCACAAAGAUCCAGAUGAUGCAGCUGCAGAGCACCGACCCGUACCUGGACGACUACUACUACCAGAACUACUAUGAGAAGCUGGAGAAGCGUCAGGAGAAGGAGCGAGACAGCAGCAGCAAGAAGGAGCACGCCACCAAGCUCAUCACGCCGCAGGUCGCCAAGGUGGAACAUACCUACAGGCCCGUUCAGUUCGCCGGCUCUCUGGGGAAGCUGACGGUGUCGAGCGUGAACAACCCCAGGAAGAUGAUCGACGCCGUGGUGACGACCCGCUCCGACGAUGAGGAGAAGAGGGAGAAGCAGGUGUGGAACAAGAGGCGACAGAUUCUGUACACUGUGGAGAAGAUGUACACUCUGCUCCUGGAGGUCCAGGACUUCGAGAAGCGUUUUGUUCAGACCCCGGAGGAGGAGCGCCAGGCUCUGCUGGAGCAGCACAAGUCCAACAUGGAGCAGCUGUGCGGCUCACUGAGGGAGAAGGAGUGGGACGACAGGGUGAGUGAUGAGCUGUGCGUGAUGAUCAUGUCAGUGAGGAAAGGCAAGCGGCUCAUCGCCAGGCUCCUCCCCUUCCUGCCCUCAAUGCAGGCUGCUGCUGUCGUCAUGGCGAUCGCUCGCAACCUCCCCACGUUGGCUAAGAAGGACAAACAAGAGCAGGUGUUGUCCUGGUUGGUGGAGCCGGUUUCUGCUGUCGUUCAGUUGCUCUCAAGCUCCGCCCUCACAGAUCUGCUGCAGGAGCUGCAGGGCGGCGAGGGACAGCUGGCUGCAGUUCUGCAAAACAAGUUCGGCGUGACGCUGCUCUACCUGAUCCUGAGCGAAGGAGAGAGGAUGCAGAGCUCCGACCCGAACUGUCAGCUGAUGGACGACAAUCGAUGGACCGAGCUGGUGUUUUCUGUGACCAGGGAGCUGCUCGGCGUCCCGUCUUCAUCCCUCUCCCCUCCCCUCCUCACCCCACCCAACCUGCUGUCCCUGUUCUCGCGCUACGUGGACCGACAGAGGCUGGAGCUGCUAGAGGACAAGCUACAGAUCUCUGCUUCGUCCAGGUAGAAGUUACUACGGCGUGAGCACGACUCCCCCAAACAGUGCAGAAUUAUGCGUGUUCAGUGUGUGUGCGCAUGCGUGCGUGUGUGCGUGUGCUGGCUCUUGAGGUGAAUCCAUGGUGGAUCGUGAUUUUGCAGCAGAAUCUAGUCACUUUUUGUUUCUCGGUGUUCUCUGUGUGUGUGUGUGUGUGUGUGUGUGCGUGCGUGCGUGUGGACGACUCACUUUGUGAAACGUCUGAAUUAUGAAAAUUAAGUCUGCAUUUUUAAAUACCUUGUUUACGAUUAUG
Molecule: messenger RNA, 2795 nt
Organism: Nematolebias whitei (Rio pearlfish)
Lineage: Eukaryota; Metazoa; Chordata; Actinopteri; Cyprinodontiformes; Rivulidae
Gene: patl1
Product: PAT1 homolog 1, processing body mRNA decay factor
Exons: 20
Coding region: 50-2515 (821 amino acids)
Biological process (GO): P-body assembly; deadenylation-dependent decapping of nuclear-transcribed mRNA
Cellular component (GO): P-body
Molecular function (GO): RNA binding
Source: RefSeq, a predicted model, not a curated record